Dromiciops gliroides (monito del monte) is the source of this 6215-nucleotide messenger RNA. RefSeq names its product zinc finger and SCAN domain containing 29 (gene ZSCAN29). The record is from RefSeq and is a predicted model, not a curated record. NCBI's taxonomy places the organism in Eukaryota, Metazoa, Chordata, Mammalia, Microbiotheria, Microbiotheriidae. Gene Ontology annotation, molecular function: DNA-binding transcription factor activity, RNA polymerase II-specific; RNA polymerase II cis-regulatory region sequence-specific DNA binding. Gene Ontology annotation, biological process: regulation of transcription by RNA polymerase II.
UCACCUAGCUUGGUCUAAGGGACCCCGUUUGCUUCUAGUCCACCGAGCUCUCUGGGAGACGUAGUCCAAGCAGCGGCCUUGGCGCACGCGCCCUAAAGUCCUCGGUGUCUCCCUGCGGACUUCCGGUUUGGGAGCUGGACUGGGAGGCUGAAGAGCGGGGGCCGGGGCCGGAGCGGGAGCGGGUGAGGGGAGAAACUCCUCCCACAGAUGCCCAGGUGCAGUGAUUUUCCCCAAGGAUAGAGAGGAGACAGGUAGAAGCCCUGGCUCUCAGACUCCCCGCUGAUGUCAAGCAGCGUUCUACUGUGAAUGAUGGCCAAAUCCACUCUGAGAGGAGAUGGGGGGAAAUCUGAAACCUUUCGACAGCGUUUCAGGAAAUUCCAUUACCAGGAGGUGGCUGGGCCCCGUGAAGCUUUCAGCCAACUCUGGGAACUAUGCUGUAGAUGGUUAAGGCCAGAGGUUCGAACCAAGGAGCAGAUACUAGAGAUACUGGUACUGGAGCAAUUCCUGACUGUCCUACCUGGGGAGAUUCAGACCUGGGUACAGGAGCAUUGUCCAGAAAGUGGAGAGGAGGCUGUGACCCUGGUAGAAGAUUUGGAGAGAGAACCCAAAAGACCAAAGUGCCCGGUCACUGUCCCUGUGAAAGGACAGGAAGUUCGUCCAGAGAAGAUGGCACCUCUAAGGUCACCCCGGGAGUUACUAAGUGUCCAGCAGGAAGCAGGGGAGUCACAACCCAAGGUUGUAGCCAAGAAGAAGGGACAAGUUGCCCAGAAACUAGGACCACAAGAACAACUUAACCUAAAGGAAAAGCUUAAACCUCAUCAAAAGACUGGAUUUCCUUUUCCCAAAUCUGGUAUGGUUUCUGGGAUGGAACGAGGAGAACCAUGGGCCCCAGAUCUUCUGGGCUCCAAGGAGAGGGAAAUCUCAAGAGGCAGUCACACAGGUGACAAAACGAAUGCACUCUGAUUUUAUGCCAUCAAGGAAGGGAAAGAAAAAGGCUGGGGAGACCAGGAGCAGUGGGGCUUUGAGGAUGAAAAGGUAGCUGGUGUGCACUGGGGAUAUGAAGAAACCAGGACUCUACUUGCAAUUUUAAGUCAGACUGAGUUUUAUGAAGCCCUCCGGAACUGCCAUCGUAAUAGCCAAGUGUAUGGAGCUGUUGCUGAGCGACUGCGGGAGUAUGGCUUUCUCCGGACACUCGAACAAUGUCGGACCAAAUUUAAAGGCCUCCAGAAAAGAUACCGUAAAGUCAAGAGUGGGCAUCCACCUGAGACCUGCCCCUUCUUUGAAGAAAUGGAAGCCUUGAUGAGUGCCCGAGUCAUUGCUCUACCCAGCAAUGGCAUGGAAGAAGAGGCAGCACCUCGCCCCAGCCUGGGGGCCAGUGAUGCUGAAACAGAAGAGCAAGAGCAGGGAGGCUGGCAGCAAGAGGAAGCCACAGAAGAGGCUGCAGCUGAAGAAUCUGAUGGUGAUGAAAUGGGAAUUGAAGCAGGCCCCCAAGAGCCUGGGAGCCCCAAUGCUCCAGUCUUGUUCCGAAGCCCUAGUGGUGUACACUGGGGCUAUGAAGAGACCAAGACUUAUCUUGCAAUUCUCAGUGAGACUCAGUUUUAUGAAGCGCUCCGGAACUGUCAUCGUAAUAGCCAAUUAUAUGGAGCAGUGGCUGAGCGGUUAUGGGAAUAUGGUUUCCUUAGGACACCGGAACAGUGUCGGACUAAAUUUAAAAGCCUCCAAACCAGCUAUCGGAAAGUCAAGAGUGGCCAUGCCCCUGAGACCUGCCCCUUCUUUGAGGAGAUGGACGCCUUGGUGAGUGCCCGGGUUGCUGUCCCACCUAGUGGUGGUGUGGAGGAGGAUGCAGCACCUCACCCUGGCUUGGGAGCCAGUGAUGGUGAGACAGAAGAACAAGACCAGGAGGGCUGGCAGCAGGGAGAGGCAGCUGAGGAGGCCUCAGCCACAGCAGAAGACUCUGAGGGUGAGGAAAUGGGCGCUGAGGAGGCACCUCGGAGUUCUGGGAGCCCCGGUGCUCCUGUCCUGUUCCAAAGCCCAAGGGGUUUUGAAGCUGGAUUUGAAAACAAGCAGAACACAAAACGGGAUAUUUCUGAAGAAGUAGAACUGCACAGGACAUUACUUGCAAGGUCUGAAAGGAAAAUUCCCCAUCAUUUUAAUCUGGGAAAAGAUGAUGACAGUGAUUGCAGGACAGGAAGGCAAUGGGCAAAGUCCCCAGUGGACAAAAGAGGAAAACUGACACCGCCAGAAAGGGGCUUAGGAAAAAUCCUAAGUCAUCAAAAACCUUACUUGGGAGAGAGACCUUAUAAAUAUCUUAGAUAUGGAAAAAGCUUUGGUCCAAAUUCACACCUUCUCAUUCAUCAGAUACCCCACCAGAUAGAGAAUCCAUAUAAAUGUGGAGACUGUGGAAAAAGUUUCAGUCGAAGUGCACGCCUCAUUAGACAUCGGAGGAUACACACCGGUGAAAAACCUUAUAAGUGUCUUGACUGUGGGAAAAGUUUCCGUGACAGUUCAAACUUCAUCACUCAUAGGAGAAUUCACACAGGAGAGAAACCCUAUCAGUGUGGUGAGUGUGGAAAACGAUUCAAUCAGAGUUCAAGCCUUAUCAUACAUCAGAGAACCCACACUGGAGAAAAACCCUAUCAGUGUGAAGAGUGUGGUAAAAGCUUCAAUAAUAGCUCUCACUUUAGUGCACACAGGCGAAUACACACAGGAGAAAGGCCCCAUGUGUGUCCUGAUUGUGGGAAAAGCUUCAGUAAAAGCUCUGACUUACGGGCACAUCACAGAACCCACACAGGAGAGAAACCCUAUGGAUGUCACGAAUGUGGGAAAUGUUUCAGCAAAAGUUCAGCCCUUAAUAAACACCGAGAAAUCCACACAAGAGAAAAGCUUCUGUCACAGUCAGAACCUAAGUAAAAACCUGAGAAUCUGCAAAGAGCCUUUAUAAAUGUAUUAUUUGGGAAAACAUCUUCUAAUAGAAAUCCCAUUGCAAUGCCCACCUGGCUUAGGAAAUCACCUUUAGGAUUUACACCACUAUGGUGCUCCUUACCUAGUCUUCUGAGUCUGAAGCCACAACACCAAGGCAAUAACAUCUAAGGAACAAAGAAGAUCUAGAUACCACCGUAGCUCUGCUUCUGACUUGACAAAGUUCCUUGCCCCCUCUCAGUGCCUAUGUCAUUCCUUCAAUAAAAGGAGAGAAUCCUGUGAGUUAAACUUAUCCCUGACAUUGCUCAUCCUGUCAUUUUGCUGCAUCUUUGACUGGAAACUUAGCAGCAUCAAGGGGGAAAGAUGUUAUGGACUUAUCUCAUGAUUCCAGGUCUUCCCCUCCACCCACCCCUCCGCCCCCACCUCCCACAAAACAAGAGAAAUACUGAAAGGAAUGGAAUGACUCUUCUUGUUCAUGUAAACCUGUACUCAGACUGAUGUGAUUGAAUUUAGUCUCCCUACUCCUUUACCCUUAAUGAAGAUGAAUUUAGUGUCCCUCUCAGUCAUGUCUUACAAAUUGUCUUGUUAAGAAUCUAGGUGUUGUUUAUGGGGAAGCUGUUACAAACCUUGUGUCAGUUUGAAGUGUCAGCCCUGGAUGGCUAUUCCUUAGUUUCCUUCAACCCUCAGAUGGUUCUAAGUAGAAAGAACUCCUGUACUUAUAGUAUCUAGUUUCUUACUUCCCUUCUGUCCCAUCUCAUCUGUAUUUCAACUGUCCCUUGUAACCCCAAAGAGCAAGCCAGCUGGGCAGGAGGGGAGUAGAAAGGGGCAUUAAUAGGGAUUUUCCAUUUCCCUGGUAUUCAGUUCAACUAAUAAUAGUAUUACGCACCCUAUGGGUGCUAAAUACUUCUUGACUAAUAAGCAAAAGACGUUUACUAUGUUACUAUGUACUGGGAACAGAGCCCACCAGUGCCAAUAGCCCUCAAGCCUGAUUAAAGAUAAAUUAUCUUUACCAGCUUGGUGGGGUUGCCAAUCCGUAUUUAGUAUUUUAAAAAAAUAUACAUGGAAUAUGGAACACUUAAGAAUAAGUCUGCUUACUGCUGUUUUUCAAAUAGUAUUAACUGCCCAAGUGUGUAUUAAUACUGUGGUGGGCCAGAUAUAAAAUGAGGUAAACAGAGUUGGGCCUUAUCCUCUGGGAACCUACAGUCUAAUUGACACAUACAUCAAAUAAUAAAGUGCACAUCUAUAGUAUGUAGCAGAUACUAAACAGUUUAAGACAUAAAACUAGUAAGUUUAUGUAUUUAUAAGUUUGGUGCAUUGCAACAGUGUCAGGAAAGGUGCUGGGAAGUACCCAUUCUAUUUAGUGAGUUACCAGUUUUUUGAAGGGAAUGGGUGAGGGGGAAAAUUCUCAAAAUGGAAGCAGUUCAUAAGGUAGAAUUUUGUGAGUGGAAAAAGUCUAAAAACUGGAAAGCAGGGUGUUUGGUAUGGGUAGAGCAAAAGAAAUUGCUUGGGAUAGUGAACCUCACACCUUUGAAGGGCUUUGAAACUGUGUAGUAGAAGAAAUGACCUUCAGUGAUACUUGAAGGUGUGCCAGAGGCAGAGAAACCAGAGGUGCAAUAAUUGAUUAUUUGGAGUAUCAUUGGGGAUUGAGGAUGGCUUCCAGCACAGAAUAAGAAUAAUCCUAUUCGACUAUGUGGGAAGCCAAUAAGUCAGGACUUAGAGUUGAUUCUAAGAUACCUUUGUGGGUAGGAGAGGAUACCUGACCAAUACUCGUUGAGAAGGAAGGUAGACAUUACAGGAGGCUGAGGGUGGUGGAGAGUGUUUACUGGAGAGAUGAGCAGCUCUGUCUUCCUCACACUUGGUACUGAGAUAAUACAUUCAUUUAAUUGUCCUAUAAGUUAGGAGUCAGAAAAUUGGCUAAUGGGUGAGGUGGACUAUUGUAGAAAGUUUGUAGAUGAAGAUGUUAUGUGAUUUAGAAGGUUCUUAUGGAGGAGGAAUACUGGGAUUCCAGAACAUACUUUUAUUAGGAAUUCCCCCCAGAAUAAGCAGUAAAAGGUAUAAGAAAGCCCGUCUAAAACUGCCUUAAAGCCAAGCUCUGUGAUAGUGUAGAAUGUGUGAUCAAUAAUAUAAAAAUAAGUUUACUGUCUUCAGCAUAUUCAUGUAGUCUGGUGGAAAGAUCAUGGGAAUGGGGUAUAGAAAGACAUGAACUGUCUGUACUGUCUUAUGUAUAAAUCAAACUGCCUCAUUUCCCCUAUCUGUAAAACAAUCAUGUUUACACCUUAAGCUGCCUCUCAGGGAUGCCAUAUGAAUAAAUGAGAUGUCUAUAAAAUGCCUGGAGUUCUUCAAAAAGGAAGUGCUGGAGAAAUAUUUAAUUGUUUGUUAUUUGGCUGAGAACACUGUAACAACUUGCUUUUGUGACUGCCCUGGAGUCGUUAGUUUACUCCUAUCGAAUCUUUAUGUUCUUAGGAGAUGUGGCAGUAGGUUUGUCAAGUGGGAUUACUGUAAACUAAGAAAAAUCAUUAUUACAAGCCUGCUAGGUUUGGUAUCUACCUAUGAUCUAAGGACCUUGGAUAACUAGGAGCCAGAUGUAUUAUCUCAAAAUUAGAGUAGUAAUGCUAUCUACAAUUGGCAAAUAUAAGCAAAAGGAACAGGAUAAAAGUUAAAAAAAAGCUUUGCUAGGGUGGGAAUAAAUGUCAGGCUACUCUCAGCCCCCUCUCAACUCCAUUGUUUAAUUCUACUAUCUGUGGAUAAAAGCAAUAAGAAACAUCAACAUUGAACAUAAAAACUAAAAGAGAUGUUUGGGGGAAGCGGGGCAAUGUAGGACCUAGACAUGUCUUCGUUUUUAAAUCAUGUUCAAAAAGUUCUAAAGAAAAUAGGCUGUGGUAGCAACAAAGGCCAGAACAGAUCAGCAUCAUCACUCCCUUUGGCAAAAGCUUGCUGAUCCCUUUUCCAGUUCCGUCAGUUCAUUCUCUCUCGACUCUUGGCUACUAAUCUCACAUCUUCUCAUCUUGAAUUCUCUAUUCUUACCACGUACCCUCAGAAUUAUUCUAACAAACUAAAGUACCAACCCCCGAAAGCCAAACAAAUGAAGCAAAAAAAAAAAUGAAAACUUUUAAAAGUUGCAUUUAAGUUUUCUAUUUAUCUGUUACUAUUUUUUAUAUUGUAAACUCUUUGCAGGGACUGUGUUUAAAUUUUGUACUGCAUUGGUACUGUGCCAUUUGAACUUAGGUAUAUAAUAAAUUUUUAAAAAUUAUGAUGAUACUGAUGCAGGGGGGUGAGGGUUUGGGACUAACAAGGUU